This is a messenger RNA of Aureobasidium melanogenum CBS 110374, 3543 nucleotides long. RefSeq lists its product as uncharacterized. The record is from RefSeq and is a predicted model, not a curated record. Lineage: Eukaryota; Fungi; Ascomycota; Dothideomycetes; Dothideales; Saccotheciaceae. Gene Ontology annotation, biological process: phosphorelay signal transduction system; phosphorylation. Gene Ontology annotation, molecular function: phosphorelay sensor kinase activity. The transcript has 2 exons. The annotation marks the transcript as partial.
CCUACGGCGCCCGGCGAGACGUCGCGAACACGCGAAGUCUUUAAACUUCUGGAGCCCUUCGAGACGUCCAUCCACCCUCUGCAGUUCAGCGACGGCGUAAUCGAAAACAGAGUCGCUGUUGGGAGCGACGACACAGCCCUAGCUGCCUUUGCCCAGCUGGGUGCGCUGCGGCUCAAGGCUCAACGCUGUUUGAUCUCACUCUUGUCCAAGAGUGAAGAGUUCGUCCUUGCCGAGUCUACACGAACCCUGUCGCUACAAUCAGAUCUGGUUCACAACUCCCGAGAUGCUCUAUUCCUGGGAACUACACGCUUUCCUCGCGAAGAAGGCUUCUCCGCUACUGGCCUCAAGCAAUGGAUCACCACCAAAGACCGCCGCGAAGACCCCAAAGAAGAUGCAUAUUACUACACUGACGGCGUAAGCCCUCAUUGGCACAUCAUCAGCGACAUGCGACAGGAUCCUGCCUUGCAAAAGCUCAUGAUAGUCAAGGCUGCCGCUACCAUGAGGUUCUACGCUGCUGUACCCAUCCGAACAAGUAAUGGCCUGGUCAUUGGAUCUUAUGCUAUACUGGACGACCGCCCUCGCUUUGGAAUCAGCGCUGACGAAAUGGUGUUCAUGGAAGAUAUCGCCGACACCAUCACGGGCCACCUGGAAGCUAAACAUAUCGCUAUGCAGAGACAGCGUGGUGAUCGUCUGAUCAAGGGUUUGGCCCUCUUCAGUGAGGGCAAAGACAGUUUACGAGAUUGGUGGCUGGACACACACAGCAAGAAAGCCAGAGGUGAAGGGGCAAGACGUCGUCGCGGUUCCAUCGAGGAGGAAAAGGCCCAGAACGAUCGUGCUGAUGAAGAGUUGGGAAUGACAUAUAGAGCUGAUCAACUCCCCCAUGGUCGCACUCCAACGCCCACGCCCACCGAUUCCAAGGACAUCGAACCAGCUAGCCAAGCAUCGAAGUCCGCCUUGAAACCUGGCCAUAUGGCACAGGACAAACAUGAAGGCUUUGAUCUUGGCCGUGAGAUCAACACGGCCUUUGCUCGAAGCAGUAACCUCAUGCGCGAAGCUAUUAGUGCUGAAGGUGUUGCCUUCAUCGAUGCUGACUUCCAUCGCUCCAAAGAAUCCACCAAGAAUCAAGCAGCCUCAUCCACUGAGCCCGAUAGCGACGCUGCGACUGGCUCUUCAGGCUCAGAAGUAACAACGCCAAAAGAGGAAAAACCUCUUACACCCGAUGCUCAAUGCUCUCUUCUUGGUUUCUCCACCAAGGUCAAAUCUACCAUUCGUGGUUUCGAUCCUUCUGCAAGACACUCCAGUCUCCCAAAGACUUUCGUCCGCAGUCUCAUCCGUCGCUAUCCCAUGGGAAAGGUUUUCAAUUUCCAUGAUGGGAAAGCUCUUUCGAGUUCUUCUGGUACCGAUAUCUCCUCCGAUGAUGUCAGUGAGGACUCCAAGAAAAGCAGAUCUCGCAAGCGCCGCAGCCGUGAAUUCGUCGACGCUAUGACUCUAGGUGAAGUAUUCUCGGGACCUCGAAGUAUCGCCUUCUUGCCCUUGUGGGAUAGCAGACGAGAAAGAUGGCGGUCGGCUGUCUUUGUCUGGAAUGCUGCACCCAACAGAUUCCUAGACAGGGCCGAGGAUAUCACAUAUCUAGCAGCUUUCAGCAACAACCUGAUGGCCGAACUCUCACGUCUCGACGCUAUAGCCGCCGAUCAAGCCAAGGCCACAUUCAUCAGCUCUGUUUCGCACGAAUUGAGAUCUCCAUUGCAUGGAGUACUAGCGGGAGUAGAGCUUUUGCAAGAAAGUGAACUCACCAACUACCAACAGGAAAUGACGACUACCAUCAGUAUGGCUGGCAAGACGCUACUUGACACCAUCAACAACAUUCUUGACUUUACCAAGAUCAAUAGCUUCUCAGACUUAGAACGCAAAGAUCGAAAAGACAAGGACGCUAGUAGAAGUUCCGGUUUCAAGACUGCAGAUAUGGGCGAAGUCGGUGUUACGAGUGCAGUUGAUCUAGCUGUUCUGACCGAGAAUGUGGUGGAUACCACCGUCACAGCCAAGAGCUUCCAGGCAAGUAAAGCUCAGCAAGAAGAUGAAGACGAACUUGCCGCAAAGACACCAAAGCAAGUCGCGGUGGUAUUGAACAUUGCCAAGCGAUCGAAUUGGAACUUGAACAUAUCUCCAGGCUCCUGGACCAGAGUCAUCACCAAUCUUCUAGGCAAUUCCCUCAAGUAUACUAAACAGGGAACAAUCACUGUAAGUCUGCAGUGCAAGAAGUCAGACCAACCAGACAAGGCUCUUGUAUCCUUGACAGUUGAAGAUACUGGUCAGGGUAUCGGCAGCGAAUAUCUUCGAAACCACUUGUACACACCUUUCAUGCAGGAAAACACGCACGCCGUCGGCACUGGACUUGGGCUUUCAAUUGUCAAGCAGAUUAUCAAGGACUUUGGCGGUCACAUUGGAUUUGAGAGUGAGCUUGGAAGAGGCACCAAGGUGGUCGUUUCCUUCAAUGCCACUUUUGAAGAAGACAUGGAAUCCGAAUUUGACGUACCCAAGCGUCCCGAUGGGAGCAACCUCAAAGUUGCACUGUCAAAAUCUCUAGGCACGAUCGAUGGAGAACGAGCUCGCGACAAGACCAUCAAAACAAACACUAAAAAGACUUGCACGGAAUGGUUGGAUUGCGAGGUCGAAUCAGCGUCAGCUUCUGAUGACACAAACGCUUUCGAUGUCUGUAUUCUGGCCGAAGCAGAUUACGAGCACUGGCAAGAGAAAAGGAGAAACCCAAGGAGUCACUCACCGCCGCCCAUGAUUGUGCUAGGUUCAAUCUCAGCUUCGUCAGUUGUGAGACAGAGCGCGUCUAAGAACGCAAUCUUCAUCAAUCAACCAUUCGGCCCCAGGAAGAUGUCAAGAGCAUUGACAGCAGCGCUACAAAGUCGUAUAAAGUCACAAUCUGCCCCUGCAGAUCAAACUGUAGGCGCGGUCGCUUCCUCGCCAUCUGUGCUGCAUAUUCUUACCAAACCGACAAUUCUGAGCACGAACAUUGACCCUCCACCUACCUACACAGAAUCAAAGCCUGGUGCAUCUAAUCCUUCAACCCCAGUUUCGCCUCAGAAGAUUUCAUCCCCAGCAGCUAGCGAAGUCAUCAACGACAUGGAUCCAAACCUACGUAAGGUCUUGCUAGUGGAGGACAACUCGAUCAACAUGAAACUUCUCGUCGCGACCAUGCGCAAGUUGAAACGACCUUAUACCUGCGCAGGCAACGGCUUGGAAGCUGUGACUGCGUACGCAUCUGCACCUGCUUCCUACGCCUUGAUCCUAAUGGACAUCUCAAUGCCCGUGAUGGAUGGCUUCACAGCCACAGAGUUGAUACGCAAUCUCGAGCAAAAGAACAAAUGGGACCGCUGCACCGUCAUGGCCUUGACUGGUGUCGGCGAUGCAGAAGCAAAAAAACGCGCCUUCCUCGCAGGCGUCGACGACUUCAUGACCAAGCCCGUCAGCAUGGGAAAAUUAGGCAGCAUCAUCAAAAACCUCGAAGGAGAAGGAGAAAAGGAACAAGACAAG